This is a messenger RNA of Macrosiphum euphorbiae (potato aphid), 507 nucleotides long. The record is from the annotation of a GenBank genome assembly. NCBI's taxonomy places the organism in Eukaryota, Metazoa, Arthropoda, Insecta, Hemiptera, Aphididae.
AUGUGGCUCCUCGCAUCGGUGGCUACUCGUCCGUCCGGUGAGGUUAGAAGUUUAAAGGCGCUAUCAACUGCCGCAAUGUCCGAGUCCUCGGCUAACAUUCUGAUUCCACAACAACCGCCGUUUGUGCUGCCGUACAGGUAUUCGCUAGACGCUUCCUGGGGUAGGUAUAGCGUCGCUUUAAUUUCCGGUCUUAUUAUGUUAUCUAUAUUCUCCCAAGCUGUCUUCUGGAAGGUCCCCAUCCUCAUCAGGUGUACGGUGGAGGGAAAGAAGAAGGUUUUCAAUGCAUCGAUUCGUUGCCACGGCGCAAGUUUGCUACGCAUAAUUUUGAGGCCUAUGUUUGUCAUCUCCUCUAAAGAUGCCAUGUGUGGAACAAUGUUGAAGCCAACUUGCGCUCCCAGGAAGGUUGCCGCUUCCCCCUCCUGUAGCGGUAUAACAAUUCAGUUCCCUAUAUUUAUAGUGGAGUGUCUUACUCCGACCAGGGUCGGACUGGCCAAUAUAACCGACUAG